This is a messenger RNA of Poecilia latipinna (sailfin molly), 2921 nucleotides long. Its product is annotated as GTPase IMAP family member 8-like. The record is from RefSeq and is a predicted model, not a curated record. The transcript is spliced from 2 exons. Bases 76 to 2781 code for a protein of 901 amino acids. Gene Ontology annotation, molecular function: GTP binding. Lineage: Eukaryota; Metazoa; Chordata; Actinopteri; Cyprinodontiformes; Poeciliidae.
GGUUUAAGGAUUUUGCUUUUGGGAGCAACUCAGUCAGCAAAGACACAACUCUGUAACUUUAUCAUUGAAAAGAAAAUGUCUCGAUUAACAACAUUUUAUCAAGCCAAGCCCGAUGAGCAGGGGGUGUGGAAUGGAAAGUUACUGACUGUCGUGAAAACUCCUGAACUUCAGUCUCAAAAAGUCCUGAAGGAGAUGAGAAGCUGCGUGAAUCUUUGUCUUCCUGGACCAAAUGUUCUGCUGCUCUUAGUGAAACCUUCAGACUUCACAGAGAAAGACAGACAGACUCUGAAAACCAGCCUGAGUUUGUUUGGAGAAGAUGCAUUUAAACACUCAAUGGUCGUUAUAACUGAAGAAACAAAUGACACGAGUUUCCUUCUUAACUCACUAAUCAGAGAAUGUGAAGGUCGACAGUACAACAUGGCUGAGAACAAUCACCAGAAAUUAAUGCUGAAGAUUGAAGAUAUUGUUAACAAAAACAGAGGCUCCUUCCUGACCAUCAGAGAGGAAAAAGCAGCAUCAAGACGUGACGAGACUCUGCCACCUUUAAACCUGGUUCUGUUUGGGAGGAGAGGAGCCGGGAAGACGGCAGCAGCCAGAGCCAUUCUGGGUCAGAGAGAGCUUCAGUCCGUCUCCAAGAUAUCAGAGUGUGUCAGAAACCAGGGAGAGGCGUUUGGACGCUGGCUUUCUGUGGUGGAGCUGCCGGCACUGCAUGGAAGAUCUGAGCGGGAAGUGAUGGAGGAAUCCUUCAGGUGUGUCUCCCUCUGUGACCCUGAGGGUGUCCACGCCUUCAUCCUGGUCCUACCUGUGGGUCCCCUCACUGAUGAAGACAAGGGAGAGUUACACACCACCCAGGACACAUUCAGCUCCAGAGUCAAUAACAACACAAUGAUCCUGUUCACCACAGACUCAGAUCCUAAACAUCCUGCUGUCGUUGAAUUUCUGGAGCGAGACACGGACAUCCAGGAUCUCCUCCAGAUCUGUGGAGGACGACAUGUUGUUGUCAGCAGCAGCGACAGGAAUCAGUUCUCUACUGUAAUUACAUUUGUGGAAAAGAUGAGACAGAAAUGCUUCACACCGAGCAUCCUGGCAGAAACCUACAAGGAUAAAGUCAUACAACAGAAGAAAACCAUCAGCAGACUGGAAGCCCAGCUUUCAAACCAGGCACCAAAAACAGCCUUAACAGGCGACUCAGAGAAGGAGGGACCCGAGUGUCUCAGGAUCGUUCUGAUCGGAAAGACUGGCUGCGGAAAAAGUCUAUCAGGAAACACCAUCCUGGGAGGAAACUACUUUGAAGCCAAACCAGCCCAGUAUUCAGUCACAAAGCGUUGCCAGAAAGCCCAGAGCAAAGUGGACGGCCGACCUGUGGCUGUGGUCGACACUCCUGGCCUGUUUGACAGCAGCUUGUCUCAUGAAGAAGUGAAUGAAGAGCUGCUGAAAUGCAUGAGUCUCCUGGCUCCAGGGCCUCAUGUCUUCCUGCUGGUCUUACAGAUCGGACGAUUAACUCCAGAGGAGAAGGAGACUUUAAAACUGGUAAAGGAAGGUUUUGGAAAAAAUUCAGAGAACUUCACCAUCAUCCUGUUCACACAUGGAGGUAAACUGGAACAUCAUAAUAAAUCUAUUAAGGAAUACAUUGAAAAGGAUUGUGACGAGUCCUUUAAGAAGCUCAUUGAGGACUGUGGAGGAAGAUACCAUGUGUUUGAAAACUACCAUGACCAGAACCGAACUCAAGUCAGAGAGCUGAUCGGAAAGAUUGAUGCCAUGGUGGAGGAAAAUGGAGGCGACUGCUUCACCAACGACAUGCUGCAGGAGGCCGAAGCAGCGAUACGGAGACAAAUGGAAAAGAUCCUGAAGGAGAAGGAAGAAGAGAUGCAGCAAAAGAUUGAGGGACUACUACAAAAACAUCAGAAAGAAAAAGACGACAUGGAAAGGGAACUGAUGGAGGUAAAAGCAAAAACUGAGCUACAAAUUACACAGAAAGACAUAAAAAUCAAGGAAAUACAGCAAAGUCUGCAGGAGGCUGAAGAUAAAAACAUGAAUGAGAAAGAGAGGAGGAAAGAAGAAAAGAGAAAACUGAAACUUGAGAAAGAGGAAUGGGAGGAAAAACUGAAAAAAUCUAAAACAGAAGCAAGUCUCCAGAAACAUCAAUCUGUGCUGAAGAAACAUGAAGCCUGGGAGAAAGAAGUGAAAAUGUUAAAGGAGAAAAACAAACAAGAUGAUAAACGGAGGCAGAAGGAGGAGAAACGACUGAAAGAGGAGUACGAGAGACUGAAACAAGAAUAUGAAAAACAGAAACUAGAAUAUGACAUCAGAACGGAAAAGGAGGCAAAGUUCAGAGAAGAGCAAGUUGAGAAGCAUCAGAAGGAGAUAGAGAAACUAAGAGAGACGUACGAGGAAGAAGCCAGAAGGAAAGCCGAGGAGUUUAAUGAGUUCAAAGAGAAAUACAGCCAAGAAUUUACAGCUCUGAAAAAAGUGCAUGAAAAACAACUGAUAGACAAAGACGGCAAAUAUGACAUGCUGAAGGCUCUGAAAGAGCUAAAUGAGAAGGAAGCCAGAGCAAAGCACCGCAAGCAGAUCAUCGACUUGGUGAAAUGUGUCACCAGAAAGAGAGAACAUCUGAACAAAAUCAAGGAAAUGCUGAGAAGACAUGAAGACCAGAUGAAACAGGGGAAAACUGAGCAGGAGACUGAACAGCUUCAGAAAAUUCAUGAGCGAGAGAUAGAUGAACUGAUUCAGCAGCUUCUGGAUGCUGAAGAUCCAAAAUCAAACUGUGUCCUUUCAUGAGACCAGAAACCGAACGCUGAUCCAAACUGUCCAUCAGGGUUGGUGGUGACCCAACAACCCCAAACCAUCAACACGUCGACUGCUGUCCGUCAUCAACCUGUUCGCUUUCUUCAAACUUCAUUCUGUGAACAACAAAAAGG